Molecule: messenger RNA, 1296 nt
Organism: Cladophialophora psammophila CBS 110553
Lineage: Eukaryota; Fungi; Ascomycota; Eurotiomycetes; Chaetothyriales; Herpotrichiellaceae
Exons: 1
Coding region: 1-1296 (431 amino acids)
Source: RefSeq, a predicted model, not a curated record
AUGGCUUCGACAACGAUAGUUCACUCAUGGAUACACCACGACAGCCAAGCAGAUAGCAAAAGCCUGUCGUCACAAAAAAGCCAGGUCUUUCGACAUGUUGCCGCACACCGAAAAUGGACACGACACCAGCGGACGUGCAAGUUGCGGGCCUCAGCUCUCGACCUAUACCAUACGUUUCAAGUUCAAGGCAAGCAGAGUCCUCAAAUCGAAACUCAUUUUACUGGUUCAUGCGACCCUUUUGACACCCUCGCUGUCCCUCAUACGUCUCAGAUCGACGAAUUGCUUCAAUUUGACUACAAACUCCUAUCACCAGCUUUUGGCGUCUCAAAAAUUCCUCAGCAUCGAGCUUCAAUGUUUCUUCAAGAUGAAUUAGCUGCCUAUGGGUUUCUAGCCCGCAUUGCAACCAUCAAGGCGCGAUUCGAUCCAAAUCCAGAGGUCUUCAAUUUUAUCCUGAAGUUGAAGGCGAAGGCGAUGCAGCAACUCCGCUUGAAUCUCUCCCAGACGGCCAUUGCUCGUCUUCCCCGGGCAGUCAUUUCUCUUUUGUAUGCAGAGACGUGGUGUCAGAAUCUUGAAGCUGUGACAGUUCAUGUGCGCCUGCUGGAGGCUAUCAAUAACCACCAUGGAUUGAAACCCGAUGAUCUUAUCUGCAUUCUCCACUCAGAUAUCCAGCGUGCUACAUUGACACUAGGGAGUCCACUCUUCAUGAUGGACGACAAGACAUGGGACAUCUACGAGGCGGACUACGCACCAUCGCCACAGUCCGAGGAUAACGACAGUAAUGACAUCCAAUGGCCUCAGCUUCGACUUCUGGUCAACAUGAGAAACGCUCUUAUGGCGUUAGAUGUACUGCAGGCGUCCGAAAUGUCAAAAGCUGUCCGACAGUCUGCUACCAUCAAGUUCCUUCACAUCAUGAGGGUUCUUGUUGAUCAAUACAAUACGAGCUCUGAUAAUAUCGAGCAGUACACAGCUUUGGCUGCGCUCUAUGAGCUGCGACGAGAAGCUAAUAUGGAGAAAAUACCGCUUGGUGCAAUCAAUGUUUAUGACGCAGGAAAGCUGAUUCUCUCGAGAAUACGACAAUUGCUUGGACUGGUGUCCGACGAUCCGCCGAGUUUGCGUCUGUGGGUUUUAUUUGUGGGGACGAUGUCGGGUGACAAUUGGUUCAAGCAGGAAUUCCAAAGGCAAGUGAGUGGACUGGGACUCGUGAAUGCAGACGAUAUCAGGACAGCCCUACAUGUUAUUGAGCAUCGAGAACUACCGGAUUCCCUUAUCGAUCCUCUACUUGGGGCAGCUGCAUAG